Molecule: messenger RNA, 732 nt
Organism: Nematocida homosporus
Lineage: Eukaryota; Fungi; Microsporidia
Exons: 1
Coding region: 1-732 (243 amino acids)
Molecular function (GO): mRNA binding; metal ion binding
Source: RefSeq, a predicted model, not a curated record
AUGGAGAUACAGAAAGAGCGAUUCAACAUUCGGAUAAACCCCAAUGACCUGGCCGGCCUAGACGAGUUCUCUAAAAAGGAUCUUAAAAAGCCCAAGAAGUUCCUAUCAAAAAAGAAGAUCUCUCUUUACAAAACCGAGAUAUGCAAGAGCUUUGAAAACAGCAGUUACUGCUCAUACGGAGAAAAGUGCCAGUUUGCCCACUCACUUGACGAACUACGUGAUAUCGAAAGGCAUCCUCGCUACAAGACCGAGCUCUGUAAGACCUACACCGCUCUCGGGGCCUGUUCCUACGGCAAAAGAUGCUGUUUCAUCCAUGCCGGCCCCGAAAACGACGAACAUACCGAUCGACAAGAUGCCCGCAACUUACCCGGCGACUGGAAAGCCCCCGGACUCACCACCAAUCUUCCCGACAUUGAAAUGUCCACCAUUACCACCGAUCCCGAAAUCUUCAAAACUCAAGCCAUCCUUACUGAAGAGGAGAACGAAAAACUCCAUUUCCUCAGUCUCUACCGCCCCCAACCAGCCAUCGGUAGAUCCAAAAUCAAAAAGCAUCCAUGUCUUUCCGUCGUCCCCGGCGAUUUCGUCGGUUUCAAACGAACUUCCUCUGUCUUCUGGGCCCAUGCCUACCACUGCUUUAUCUAUGUAGAUUCCCUCUGCACUGUCAUCUCCUUCAAACCCCUCGGUAAAGCCCCAGGCACAUUCGUCCUCAACAAAAAGCAACUCAAACUGUAA